Messenger RNA from Malania oleifera, 2768 nucleotides. RefSeq names its product WEB family protein At5g55860. The coding region runs from base 625 to 2616 and encodes 663 amino acids. Lineage: Eukaryota; Viridiplantae; Streptophyta; Magnoliopsida; Santalales; Ximeniaceae. The transcript is spliced from 5 exons. The record is from RefSeq and is a predicted model, not a curated record.
CCUGGCGCUGCCCCUUCUCUCUCUUAUCAUUUUUUCGGAGAAAAAUAUUUAUAUAAUUACUUUGUCUCAAAUCAGCUUUCGAAUUUUCAAACUCUCCCCGUGUACUCUCUACUUUCUCUCUCUACUGAAUCAACUUCAUGCCGCUUCGAUUCUCCCUCGACGGCUAGAGAUUUCCAUAAAUCUCCGUAAAAUUUCUUCUUUUCAUUAAUUUUUUUCAUUUUUCUGGGUCAAGGGGAAGUUCGCCACCGGCUUUUCUGUGAGAAGUUUGCUCGAUCACUCUGACUCCGACUUUAUUACCUGAUGAUUGUUUCAUCUUCUUUGGGUUGAAAGCUUCAAAGGGUUCUUGACCUGUUUUGGAUUUCUAGGGUUUAUGGUGCUUUCAUGCGCGGGGGACUUUGAUUAGGGUUUUCAAGUGAGCUGGUCUUUUCUGCUUCUGCAGCCUUUUUGCUUUCUUCCACAUUGCAACUUGUGUAGAAUCUCAAAAUUUUGAUAAUUCAAUGUUUGAGUGAUGUUGAACUGGGAGCUGAACUUGCAGGUGCGAUCGAUAUCUGGGUCCCCAUCCGAGAAUAGCUGACACCGAUUAAUAGGUGCAUUUUCAAAAAAAUAAUAAAUAAAGAAAGCAGUAUGAACACAAACAAUCGCCAAAAUGCUACAGAUUCUCCUAGAGCAGAGGUUGGAGAGAUAGACACCAGGGCUCCAUUUCAGUCUGUCAAAGAUGCUGUAAACCUAUUUGGUGAGGGUGCUUUCUCAGGGGAAAAGCCUGCCCUUAAGAAAGCAAAACCUCAUUCUGCAGAGAGGGUAUUGGCCAAGGAGACACAGCUUCACCUGGCUCAGAAAGAACUAAACAAGUUGAAAGAACAAGUAAAUAAUGCUGAAACUACUAAAGCCCAAGCAGUUGCAGAACUUGCCAUGGCAAAAAAAGCAGUCGACGAUCUGAGCCACAGGUUUAAAACUGUUAGUGAAUCAAAAGAAUCAGCAAUUAAGGAGACAGAAACUGCUAAGACUAAGGCAAAGAAAUUUGGAGAAGCAACUAGUGGCAAUCAUGCAGAAUCUAAUGGUGCUCAGAAACAGGAUUUGGAGACUGAAAGAGCACAGUACAUGACUUUGAUUGCUGAACUGAAUGCUGCAAAGCAAGAACUGAGAAAAAUCCGUCAGGACUGUGAUGCAUCCUUGGAGGCAAAACUGUCUGCAUUUAAGCAAGCAGCAGAUGCAGACCUUGCAGCCAAAGCUAACAUGGAGAGAGCUAGUGAGCUCUCAGGGGAAAUUUCAGCUGUACAGGAAUCAAUUGGGCAGGUGAAGCUUGCAUAUUUGCAAGCGCAGCAAGAGCAAGCGAAGAUAUAUGCUGAAAAAGAUGUUCAGCGGCAAUCAUAUAAAGCUACCUUGGAACAGUCGGCCAAGAAAUUGCUCACUUUGAAGAAAGAGUUUGAUCCUGAACUUGCAAGAAAUCUUGAGGCCCAGCUUGCUGAAACAACGACUGAAAUUGGGGCUCUUCAAAAGGAGAUGGAAAAUGCAAGGACUUCGGAUCUAGAUUCUGUUAGAAUGGUCACUAUGGAGCUGGAUGAUGCUAAGGAGUCACUGCACAAGGUAGCAGAAGAAGAAAGCUCCCUUCGAAGCAUGGUUGAUUUGCUUAAGCUGGAGCUCGAGAAUGUAAAGAAAGAGCAUUCUGAACUGAAGGAAAAGGAAGCAGAAACAGAAUCUGUUGCUGGGAAUUUGCAUGUCAAGCUCCGUAAAAGUAGGUCUGAGCUUGAGGCGUGUGUCUUUGAAGAAUCCAAAGCAAGAGGUGCUUCUGAUGAACUGAUCUCAACACUGGACCAGCUAUCUUCAGAAACUGAAAAUGCAAGACAAGAAGCUGAAGAGAUGCAUGAAAAGGCUGAAGAGUUGAAAAAGGAAGCUGAGGCCACCAGAAUUGCGUUAGAAGAAGCUGAGAAGAAGCUCAGAGUUGCACUGGAAGAAGCUGAAGAGGCUAAAGCAGCAGAGAUAAGGUCGCUUGAUCAGAUUAAGAUCCUCUCUGAAAGAACUAAUGCUGCUCGUGCCUCAACUUCUGAGUCUGGCGCUAAGAUCACAGUGUCGAGGGAAGAAUUUGAUUCUUUGAGCCGGAAAGUCGAGGAAUCAGACUUACUAGCAGAAAUGAAAGUAGCUGCUGCAAUAGCUCAAGUGGAAGCUGUAAAGGCUAGUGAGAAUGAGGCCCUGAAGAGGUUGGAGGUAACUAAAAAGGAGAUUGCCGAUACAAAGGCUGCAACGGAAGAGGCUUCGAAGAGGGCAGAGAUGGCUGAGGCAGCAAAGAGGGCAGUGGAAGGGGAACUCAGGAGGUGGCGUGAACGGGAGCAGAAGAAGGCAGCUGAAACUGCAUCUCGAAUUCUGGCAGAGACAGAGAUGCCAUCGCGUCCACCAAUGCAUCCAUCUCCGCACCACUACAAGAUUCAAAAGCAGAACCCACCAGAGAGAAUCAAGUCAAACCCACCUGAGAAAUUCAUUCAGACCCGGAAACUAGAGAAGGAGAGAACUUCUUUAUCGAAGAAGGCUCUUCUGCCCAAUCUCAGUGGGAUCUUUCACAGAAAGAAGAACCAAGUCGAGGGUGGGUCUCCUUCGUAUCUUCCUGGUGAGAAGCUUGUGUGAAUUUGUGAAAUGGUUCAGGUUUGAAAGAGGGACAUGUUAAUGCAUUUUGGUUUUGUGUAUAUUUGAGACUUCAGUGGAGGGCACCUGUUUUUCAUUAUCUCUGUUUUGUUCAAAGUUGGGUAUCAAUCAAAAUUUGGAAGCAACCAGAAGAA